AUGGGCAGCAGCGGCUUCGCCACCACGCUGGUGGGCGCAAUCUCCGUCGCUAUAUUCCUAUACCUGUGGGUCCGCUCCAAACACGACCCCAUUUCAAGCCUUCCGGGUACUAGGCUCUCAAGAUGGACAAAUAUCGAGUCCCUGGUCCAGUUGAUCAGGGGAAAGCAGCCUCAAUACGUACACUCUCUCUUCAAGAAAUACGGACCGGUCGUGAGAGUUGGCCCAAAGGAAAUAUGCUUCUGCGAUCUGUCGGCAUUUAAACAGAUCUACAAUACCAAGGAGACAUUUGUCAAGUCUCCGUUGUAUGAGACUAUCACCGACUCGCCAGCUCCAUCCAUUUUCAGCACUGCCGAUGUCGAGUUGCACAGAAGACAUCGACGGCUCCUGGCUCCAGGCCUCUCUGAGACCUCGGUGACCCAGAUGUGUCCUUCCGUCCAUUCCAAAGUCGCCCUGACAAUUCAGCGGAUGAGAGAGGAAACAGAGGCAAGAGGAGCUGCAGAUAUCUACAAGUGGUGGACUUUCAUGACUUCGGAAAUUACGGGGGAGCUGACUUUCGGCCAGUCCUUCAGGAUUCUCGAGGAAGGAAAGAAAGAUGAAUUCACCAGUGACUUAGGCAACGGAGGCGCGGUGCUGGCUGCUCUUCGACUCACCCUGCCUUUCAUUAUAAAAAUUGCCGAGCACGUCCCGCUCGGAAUUGUGACCCAGGCUUGCAUAGCUAGAAAGCAGACCUUUAAACGCGCCGAUGAGAUGCUCACUAACCAUCGUCAGGCCGUCAUGGCAGACGCAGAUCACCCCCAACAAUCGUUUUUUACGAAGCUUUUUCAGGCCGAGAGCGAAGAAAAGCUCAAUUGGCAAGAAGUUAGAAGCAACGCUCUUACUUUCCUAGUCGCUGGCACUGACACUACCGCAAAUACUCUGACCUACCUGACCUGGAUUAUCUGCCAGAACCCAGUGGUGAAGGCCACUCUUCUGGAAGAGCUCAGCAGACUGCCAGAGAGCUUCGACGAUGCACAACUAAAAUCCUUGAAAUACCUAAAUCAAGUUAUUGAGGAGACACUACGGCUCUACCCUGCAGUAGCGACAGGUCUUUUGAGGGUGGUGCCCCCUGAAGGAGCUAACAUUGCUGGCCGUCAAAUCCCACGAGGAUCGACCGUGAGCUGUCAGGCGUACAGCCUACAACGCGACCCAGACAUAUUCCCAAGGCCGGAUGAGUUCGACCCAACCCGAUGGGAAAGUCCGACGUACGAGAUGAGGCAUGCAAUGAUGGUAUGGGGUGGAGGAGCACGGGGUGAGUGA
Molecule: messenger RNA, 1296 nt
Organism: Diaporthe amygdali
Lineage: Eukaryota; Fungi; Ascomycota; Sordariomycetes; Diaporthales; Diaporthaceae
Product: cytochrome P450
Exons: 4
Coding region: 1-1296 (431 amino acids)
Molecular function (GO): oxidoreductase activity, acting on paired donors, with incorporation or reduction of molecular oxygen; iron ion binding; monooxygenase activity
Source: RefSeq, a predicted model, not a curated record